Molecule: messenger RNA, 1017 nt
Organism: Effrenium voratum
Lineage: Eukaryota; Dinophyceae; Suessiales; Symbiodiniaceae
Source: the annotation of a GenBank genome assembly
AUGCUUUCAGCCACAGCCGGGCCGCAGCCGUGCUUUUUCGGCCGCAGCAACGUCGCCAGAGCUUUGGUAUCGAUGAGCGGCCGUCGGAAGGGUCUGUUGACGUUGACUGCUGUGCUUUGUAUCAACUGGCUGCCCGACCAAACCGCUUCCUGGUCAGCUGCUUUAGCGCCGGGCUGGUGGCGGCGAGGUAGGCCAAGGAAGCUGCACGGCAGAAGGGCGGAGGUGGAGUUGUUGUCCCAGGUGGCAAGGGUUUUAAUGCCGGACGAGCCAAUCGGAGAGCUGUUUCGACGCUUUCCAUCGCCUGCAGGGUGGAAGGGAAACUACUUGGAUCCGGAUUUGGCGGCGUAUGGGGUGUUGAAGUCGCCGGAUGCUGCGCUGUUUGUGGAGUACGACGGCUUCUGGCGGCAUGGGCAGGCAGAGGGCAGGCAGAGGGAUGCAAGGAAGACGGCGGCGUUGUUGGCUUUCGCGCCAGUAGGGUCCAAGGUGCUGCGGAUCGGGCAUCUUCCCGCAGCAGAGGAACCGAUGGGGGCCGUGCAUAUUCGCAUGAAGCCCUGGCGCCAGGGGGACGUCAAAUCGUUUGAGAACGUAUUGUCCGUGCUGACACGGCGUAUGGGGCGCCAGUUGGGGAAGGACUUGCGGUCAGAUGUUCGAAAACGGCUGCAAGACUUUGAGCAGCGAACUUGUGCGGUUGCAAUCACUUAUGCCACUUCAGCGUAUGUCUGCGGCACAGCUCGCAACCUGACUGACGUGUUGUUGCCCUUGGCAGAAAUUGGGAUGGACAAGGCAGGAAUCGCGGCAGUGGGUUCCCGCUGUCGGCCAGUCAGUGAAGCAUCAGUCCGGCAGACAGUCAUGUCGUUGGAAGUUGUAGGCUUGAGCAAAGCGCAAAUCACAAAAGCAGUGGCUUCUCGUCCGUCAUUGCUGGGUUACAGCAUCGAGGACAACCUGAAACCGACAAUGCGCUGGCUUCAGUGGCUUCUUUUCCGUCAUUGCUGGGUUACAGCAUCGAGGACAACCUGA